Phycodurus eques (leafy seadragon) is the source of this 2784-nucleotide messenger RNA. RefSeq names its product DIM1 dimethyladenosine transferase 1-like (S. cerevisiae) (gene dimt1l). Gene Ontology annotation, biological process: rRNA methylation. The coding region runs from base 110 to 1030 and encodes 306 amino acids. NCBI's taxonomy places the organism in Eukaryota, Metazoa, Chordata, Actinopteri, Syngnathiformes, Syngnathidae. The transcript has 13 exons. Gene Ontology annotation, cellular component: mitochondrial matrix. Gene Ontology annotation, molecular function: rRNA (adenine-N6,N6-)-dimethyltransferase activity. The record is from RefSeq and is a predicted model, not a curated record.
AGCGUAUAAAGUAAACUGGAUGGAGGAUCCACAACUGCGAGACAUAGCCCUGACUCUGGAGGAAUUUCCUAUCCCCGACUAAACAUUUGCGUCCACAAGCGUCAGCAAGAUGCCGAAAGUUAAAGCGGAGAAGAAAAGCAGGCAGCAUCAGGAAGUGAAAAACCAAGGCAUAAUGUUCAACACAGGAAUGGGCCAGCACAUCUUGAAGAAUCCUCUUGUUGUUAAUAGCAUCAUCGAAAAGGCUGCACUAAGGCCAACAGAUGUGGUUUUGGAGGUGGGUCCAGGAACUGGUAACAUGACAGUUAAACUGCUCGAAAAAGCCAAGAAGGUGGUGGCGUGUGAGGUGGACUGCAGAUUGGUGGCUGAACUGCAGAAAAGAGUACAAUGCACACCCAUGCAGACCAAACUUCAGAUAUUAGUUGGGGAUGUUUUAAAAACAGAACUGCCGUUCUUUGACGUGUGUGUGGCUAAUUUACCGUACCAGAUUUCAUCGCCAUUUGUCUUCAAACUGCUGCUUCACCGACCUUUCUUCAGGUGUGCCGUGUUAAUGUUCCAGAGAGAGUUUGCCAUGCGCCUGGUGGCGCCACCUGGAGACAAACUCUACUGCAGGCUGUCCAUCAACACUCAGCUUCUGGCUCGCGUGGACCAUCUCAUGAAAGUAGGGAAGAAUAAUUUCCGUCCUCCUCCCAAAGUGGAGUCCAGUGUUGUGAGGAUAGAGCCAAAAAAUCCUCCUCCUCCAAUUAACUUUCAGGAGUGGGAUGGCCUGGUCAGAAUAGCCUUUGUAAGAAAGAAUAAAACCCUCAACGCUGCGUUCAAGUCGACCGCAGUCGAGCAGCUCCUGGAGAAGAACUACAGAAUCCACUGCUCGGUACACAAUGUGGAAGUGCCAGUAGACUUCAGCAUCACCAAGAAAAUAGGGAGCGUCUUACAGGGAGCAAAAUUCAGUGAAAAGAGGGCCAGGUCUAUGGACAUUGAUGACUUUAUGGUAUUGCUUCAUGCGUUUAACUCGGCCGGGAUCCACUUUUCUUAAAGGUAUGGAGGUGAGGAGACACACCAGUGCAUGGUGUUCAGCAGCUCAAAGACUACAGAAUUUCUUCUGUCUGGAGCCCUAUGAGAAAUUUUUAUCUAAUUGUAAAAUAUAUAUGGUAUAUAUAUAUGUAUACACACACACGUCAUGAACUCAUAUUGAGCUUCUUCAGUGUACUAUUUAGUGUUAUACUGAGCAUAUAUGGGUUUGUAUGUCAAGAUUAUCCUUUAACCUCAUCAAAAUCUUGAGAAAGCAUCCUGUAAUAAAAUAAUUGCCCCUUGACAAAACAUCUGAGUCAGGAUUUAAACUUGGGUUACAGGGAGGGAUGGGAAUUGAAAACUUUUUUUUGAGAACUGGUUCCCAAUAAUACGAUUCCUAGCAAUUGUUUUGCUCGCCUGACAAUCCUGCUUAUUGAUUCCGCUUCCAACACAAUGCUCACUUGUUUUCUUCUUCUAAAGAGUCAGCUUUCUAUAAUGCAAAAGGUAUUUUGCAAAACCAUAUAUAUUUUUACAGAACAAUCCAUAUAUUGGGAAAUUUACCCACCGGGGGAAAAAAAAACCUGGAUUAAAAGAGUUGAUAAACUGUCAGGAUUAAUGAAAAAGGCUCUGCUUUUGACUGUUCUCAGUAUCAAUUUUAAAAGUUGUAUAAUUUCGUCAUAAACAUUUCAUUUUCUCCGGACCAAUAAGAGUUGUACUGGACAAUUUACUAAGGCACUCCAAUAUCUUGUAAGGUACUCAAAAACUGCAUACAUCUUUUUGGUGUCUUGACAUACGUAUGAGUGCAUACUGGAUAUGAUCAACAUAAUAUGCUGUGAAGAUUUUUAAAGAGUAAAAAAAUAAAAAAAGUACUGCACUAUUGGGAAACGAGUCAUAGAUAAUGGAAUCAGAAUCGCUAAAUUCUUAUCAAUUUCAAUCUCUAGUUACUAGUGGGAGGAAGCUACCUUUUUACAUGGAAUAAACUGUUCUUUACUCACAAAUCAGACUUGAAUGAUUAAGAGGUGCUACUGCUUAGCCAAAAUGAACUUGCAGCAAUACUCCAUGCCGAUGUGCCUUGUAGGAAUUGCGAGUAGCAUUGUGCAGUCAGUCACAAAAUGACUUUGAUAUUUCAUGUCAGAAUUAUUUUACAAUACUGAGCAUUUCAUAUACUUUUCAAUAUAAUUCUACUUAACAAAAUAUGGUUCCGUGCCCUAAACGGCUGUUUUUUUAAAUGAGAUUUUAAACCUUGGCCUCUUGCUACAAAGACUACAAUGUAAUAGUGUUCUUCACUAUACAUUUAUUGUUAGGUGUUUCCCAGUUGUUUUUAUAACAAAGUGUAAUGGGUGGGAAAUAUGUUGAACAUCAAGUUUAGAAACUAUUGACGCAUAGCAUGAAAUGGCACAAAUAGAAGCGUACUACACUUAAGUCUUUUUCAGGGACACAAGAAACAUCGUUAGCACAAUUGCCUGAGUCACUUUUGGACGUUUUUGGAAAACAUGAAAAAAAAAUCAAAUUCAACCUUCAGGAUCUGGAAAUCUACAAAGAAAAAAAAAAAAAAAAAUUCAAGUCAAUCUUAAUUUUAAUGAAGCACACAUCAGUGACUUGUGCUUUUAGGCUAACAAUAUUUCACUCCGCUGCUUCUUCCGCACAGGUAAAAUGUGAGAGGGAAACAGACUGCAUAUCAAACAUGACUAUAGAGUGCCAAAAAGCAUGAGGAUGCCAUAACAUCAUUGCACAAGCAGACUACGUGUUAGCCAGGGCAACCGGAAACCAAACACUGGU